Agrilus planipennis (emerald ash borer) is the source of this 2837-nucleotide messenger RNA. Its product is annotated as protein inturned. NCBI's taxonomy places the organism in Eukaryota, Metazoa, Arthropoda, Insecta, Coleoptera, Buprestidae. Gene Ontology annotation, biological process: cilium assembly; establishment of planar polarity; vesicle-mediated transport. Bases 54 to 2696 code for a protein of 880 amino acids. The record is from RefSeq and is a predicted model, not a curated record. Gene Ontology annotation, cellular component: cytoplasm; cilium. The transcript has 9 exons.
AAGUUCGAAAAACCGUUACAUUUAACUAUUAUUUUUAAAAUUAUUAAUUAAAAAUGAAUGAACAACAAAUUGACGAAGAGGAAGAUUGUUCCUGUGAUGAGUGGUCUAGUGGUUCCAGUUAUUGCGAUUCGGAAAGCACAAUUCCUGAGUGGGAUGCUUUUAUUGAACCAAAUGGGCAAUUACUUUUCAUCGACUGUUUCCCAAAAGUCUCUCACACAGCAUCAGAAUCAAAUUCCAGUAGUAACUUUUUCACAAAAUCCCAAGCAAGGCAGAGUACACGUAGCAAGUUUUUGAGGCUUCUUAGAAGAAAGAACAGCAAAAGGUUUCAUAAACCUAUAGAAAUUCCCGUUGCUGAUAAUAAAGUGAAAUUUUACGACCACCCAGAAGGAGAAUUAAGGGAAGUUAUUAUCAAAGUGAAUAAUGAUAAUCAAAAGUUAGGUCCCAAAAACAGUUUAGUAGAAUCAUUAUUAGGACUGACAGUUGAUACAUUGUCUGAUGGAAGCAGACUAAUGAUAUCAGGAUUUGAUCCUGAUGCCAUAAAACACAAGGGCAUUAAAAUAGGGGACUGGCUAAAGAGCAUAAAUGAAGUACAAGUUACAUGCAAUAAUUUGGACAGUGUUUUGGAAAGUUUCGUAUCAUUGAAUGAGGUAACACUUAAACUACAGCAAGUAUCUGGUGUAGAAGUUACAAAACACCCUCCUAUUAAUAAAAUAAGCAUCAGAUCACAGUUUGUACAGCUUUUAACAAAUAGUAAUAAAGAACAUUCAGAAUCAUUAAAGGAGGCAUUAGCUUCUGAGUUAGUAGGGGUGUUGUUUUUAAAAACAGAAGGUCUUAAAGAAGAUAGUCCUGAAUUUGAAGAAGUCCUGUACAACUUUCCUAUGCCUUAUAAUAAAAACAUUUUAUGUACGUCCAGGGGAGCUUUUUUAACUCUCAAUCAUUUAAUUAAUGAAAUGGUAUCUUCAAAGCCACAUGUUUCCUCAAUUAAUUAUAAAAAUCAAUUGGCACACGUAAUUUAUGUGUCAUGUGGAUCUAAACUACUGUUGUUUAUGUUCCCUGAUAAAUGUUUGUCAGUUGAAGGUUCACAAUUAGUUGCAGAAGAAAUAUUUCGAACAAUUGAGUUCAUGUAUCAAUCAUUGGAGCGCUUUUUAGAGACGACGUCUUUAAGAGAUGAAGUUGACCACUUCUUCUUGAGGGUAUUUACUAGGAUUCUCUGGCCAGACACCGUGCAAUUUUCUAGCGAUCCGAAAGCAAACAAACCGUGGAGAUUUGAAGACUUAUUAUUAGGUGCCAAGUAUCUUAUUCUUCCCAAUGAAGCCCAGAUGCAGGUCGAUGAUGCCUUGUCAGAAUUGGAAGCCAGUGAUUAUAGAGAAUGGAACGAAGAUCCUUUAGAUUGUCAGAGAUUGUUCACAAUACUAGGCAGUGCCUUAUAUCAUCAGGGAUUUCUGUUAACAUCCCAUUUUGUUCACGAUGACCUGAUAGAUGUUACAAGUUUCUGUAAACAGCAAGGACUCUUUUAUUUAUCUGCAACAGAACCUUUGAAAUGUUUAGUCUUGUGGAAAGAAGUAUUCCCGUCAUCUUGCAAUAGGAGCCUCCCUAAUACUGAAUCACUAUUUAAAGUUCCUGAAGGAAAACGCUAUUUGCUCGUUGUUGGGGGUGGAAAAGACUUGUUGGCCGUUUUAAUGGAAGCAGGUGGUUGUACUGAGACCCCUGAGGACAACAUGGGUCCCGAUCCUUUCUACGUCGAAGAAGUUGAAGCAACAUUAUCGCAUUUAAAAGAAUUAGGAAUAUCUGAUGUUGCUGAUCAUUGUCUACAAACUAACCCAGGGAGUCAAAUCGUUCUUCCAGAGGGUUUUUGUGAAAAGAAAAAAGCUGAUUUCUUUUCGUCGUUGUCGAAGUCGACGUUAAGUUUGAACAAAGAGGGUCCACCACAUUUGCAGAAGAAAACUGAGGUGACAUCAAUUUUGAAAAGAAGAAGCUCUGACCAGGGUCCACUGUAUACUACGGGUUCAGUUUUGUCUUGGAAUGAGGACAACUUGGAGGAUUCUGUGAGUCAGAGCAGUUACAGUGAAAAAAGCGAGAUAUCUGAUGAGCCUAUUUUAGGGCGCAGGGCUACCAGAGAAAAGAAGCCUUUUAUAGAUUCUCCAAACGACGAUUCAGAUAUUGACGACUAUAGGGAUGGGAGUCAAGCGAGUACCAGCAGCUUUGAUUUAUCUGAAUUAAGACAAAAUUUGAUAAUGGAAUCUGAGGAUAUGCAGCCAAUGUGCCUUACUGGUGGCACUGAAAAUGUUCUUUUUCAUUAUGUUCAGUUUGACUCAACUGAAGGAGUCCUAUUGCUACCGCCUCCAUGCAGGGUUAACUCUCAACUACUUCAACUAAUACUGGAUAAUUUUCACAGAUGUUCUCGGAUGAUCCACGAAACAUUUAAAAAUACGUUACGCUUUAAGAAAAUGCUUGCCGAAAAUAUGGCAAAGUCCGUGCUUAACAAAAGUCUAAUUGCUAUUAAGGAACAAGGAACUUUAUUCGAAUUAACCGUUAACGACGAAAACCCGAAAAAGACACAACGAAUUUCGUACUGGGUUGUCGGGCGUCUUUUUUACGAUCCGCAUCCACGUGAAGUAUACAUUUGUUAUCAUGAAUCUGUGCCUCAAAACAUCGUCGAAGUUGCUUACAAACUAAGCUUAACAUUAGCCGGUUAGAAAUAUGAUGUGAAAGAAGUAGCGGUAACAUUUACAGAUUAUUUAAUUAGUGUCAUCAGUAUCAUUCCAUUUGAUACAAAAAGAGAAUAUUAAGAGAAUAAAAUAGUAAACAAUGACUACAAAUAAAAAAGAACUGGAAAA